AUGCAAGUCGGAAAAAAUCUUUAUGACUUCCUGGAAGAAGCGAGCCAUGGCACUUUCGGUGAGUACUUUUGGAUCGACGCGCUUUGUAUCAAUCAAAACGAUGAUGUCGAGAAGAGUCUGCAGGUACAGCGGAUGGGAGACAUCUACAAGAACGCCAAAGAGGUCCUCGUGUGGCUUGGUGAUGGCAAAGAGAAUCGUAUCCCACACCUUUUCCAGCAGAUAGAGCGUGCAGUUUCCGCCUCAGAAAAGACUCGCUAUGUGAAGAGGAAAGGCCUCCUGGGUGUUGGGCCGACUGGUUUGAGAAGCUUUGGAGUGCUUCCCUACUCUAAGCGAAUGGAGCUGUGGUUUGACAAGGAUGGGAUUGAGAGUAGGAUAACCAAUUGGAAAGACGCUCGACGGUAUGCUGGUCUAUGUCGAAGCGACAUUAAGUCCAACGACGAUAAAAACAAGGACGACGGGAUUAUGGACUCGUGGAAGUUGAAACCGCAUUUCACCCUCAAGAUGACUCACGAUUACCCGAUCGCAUGCGUGGAUUUCAUGGAAUCGCAAGGAAAAGAGGCUAUUAAGAAGAGUCUCCAGAGUCUUGAAGUUGGUCUUAGGAAAUAUGGCGAUGACGGCAUCCGCGGGAUGUUGUCGGCCACAGCGGACUUCGGCACAACCUCGUAG
Alternaria incomplexa is the source of this 666-nucleotide messenger RNA. RefSeq lists its product as uncharacterized. Lineage: Eukaryota; Fungi; Ascomycota; Dothideomycetes; Pleosporales; Pleosporaceae. The transcript has 2 exons. Bases 1 to 666 code for a protein of 221 amino acids. The record is from RefSeq and is a predicted model, not a curated record.